ACCGGUUUAUUCGCGUGUAAUCUUGCGAUGACUGCUGCGCUGGCUUUUCGAAGUUUAAUCGUCGCUUAACGAGCGAGAAGGAUUUUUCGAAAUCUCAUUUCGAUCGCCCGUGUUAACUUUUUACGAUCCGUUGUCGACGAUUCGUUAUAGGCGCGGUUGAGCCACCGGCGUAUAUAAUGUAGUAGCAAAAAUUGCGGUCAUGCGUGUAUCAUAUAUAUAUAGGCGAAAACGUAUUUGUAACGAAAAACCGAAAAAACAUGCGGUCGUUGCGCCUCGAUCUUCGUUUGAGCCUGUUGUGCGUGUUGUCGCUAGUGGCGGCGAGGAUCGGAAAUGUCAGUGCUGAAAGAAAGGCUCAAGCAAAGUGUAAAGAAUACGCGAAACUCGUUUAUACCAAGGAGGCAUCUCCGGUAUUGAGGAUUGGCGGAGGCUCGAACUUGGUAUCAAAAUGCGGAAUAGUCGAUACGCCCCUCAUCAUAGGUGGCGUUAGAGCCAAGCCCUUGGAAUUUCCUCACAUGGCGGUAAUCGGUUACGGCGAUCCAGUGGCCUGGCUGUGCGGUGGAACUCUCGUUUCGGAUCUUUACGUACUCACCGCCGCUCACUGUUUGGACAGCUCGUCGGUCAAAGGGCAAAUCCCUUCCAAAAUACGCGUCGGUUUGACCGAUUUGAAGAAUCCAGAGAGCGGAAUGCAGGAGAGAAAAGUCGUCGAGAGAAUAGCUCAUCCGGAGUACAAAAUACCCGCGAGGUAUCAUGACAUAGCCUUGCUCAAAAUUGAUAAACCGCUCGAAAUGGAAGCGGGAGUAAGGCCAGCGUGUCUCGAGGUCGAUUCCAACCUACCGCUCUCCCAGAAGCAAGGAGCGAUCGCCUCUGGUUUUGGUCGUACUUCUUAUGGAAGUUCGAACGGUAGCAGAUACUUGAUGAAGGUAAGUCUUAAUUACGUGCCCGCUGAAGAUUGCGCGAAACAUUUUUCCGGCGAGUCCGGUGGUCGACGAAUGUCCCGAGGUCUGAUUCCGAAUAUGCUCUGUGCCGGGGUCAUGGAAGGUGGCAAAGAUACUUGUCAGGGCGACAGCGGAGGUCCGUUGCAGCGAGUGCUCAAGGAUCCUUACUGCGCGUACAGCAUCGUCGGUGUAACAAGCUUUGGCAAAUUUUGUGGCUUCAAAAAUUCUCCGGCCAUAUACACGAGGGUGAGUUCCUAUCUCGACUGGAUCGAGUCGGUCGUCUGGCCCUAAUUCGUGUAUCUUUUAAUCUUAUAAAAACGCGCGUCUCUUUAUUCUCUCGAUAAAUAAAUACAUGGCCUUAAAAACAUAACAAUAACUAAUAAAAAUAUCACUUAUGAA
Molecule: messenger RNA, 1334 nt
Organism: Venturia canescens
Lineage: Eukaryota; Metazoa; Arthropoda; Insecta; Hymenoptera; Ichneumonidae
Product: serine protease snake-like
Exons: 6
Coding region: 258-1226 (322 amino acids)
Biological process (GO): proteolysis
Molecular function (GO): serine-type endopeptidase activity
Source: RefSeq, a predicted model, not a curated record